AUGGCUAAGAUAAGGACUAAGAUGAAGAUUAAGAUGAGGAAUAAGAUGAAGACUAAGAUGAAGACUAAGAUGAAGACUAAGAUGAAGACUAAGGAGAAGACUAAAAUAAUGGCUAAGUUAAAGACUAAAAUGAAUACUAAGAUGAAGGUUAAGAUGAUGACUAAAAUGAGGAUUAAAAUGAGGACUAGGUUGAACACAAAAAUGAAGACUAAGUUGAAGUUUAAAAUGAAGACUAAGAUGAAAACUGAGAUGAAGAUUAAGAUGAGGACUAAGGUAAAGACUAAGAUGAAGACUAAGAUCACCACUAGGAUGAGCACUAAGAUGGAGACUGCAAUGAAGGCUAAAAUGAAGACUAAUAUAAAGACUAAGAUGAAGACUAAUAUAAAGACUAAGAUAAUAGCUAAGAUAAGGACUAAGAUAAAGACUAAGAUGAAGGCUAAGGUGAAGACUAAUAUAAAUACUAAGAUAAUGGCUAAGAUAAGGACUAAGAUGAAGAUUAAGAUUAGGAAUAAGAUGAAGACUAAGAUGAAGACUAAGAUGAAGACUAAGAUGAAGACCAAGAUGAAGACUAAGAUGAAAACUAAAAUGAAGACUAAGACGAAGAUCAAGAUAAGGACUAAGAAGAAGACUAGUAUGAAGAGUAUGAUAAUGGCUAUGUUAAAGGCUAAGAUGAUGACUAAAAUGAAGACUAAGAUGAAGGCUAAAAUGAAGGCUAAGGUGAAGAUUAAACUCAAGACUAAAAUGAGAACUAAGAUGAGGACUAAAAUGAAGACUAAGAUGAAGAUUAGGAUGAAGACUAGGAUGAAGACUAGGAUGAAGACUAAGAUGAAGACUAAGGAGAAGACUAAAAUAAUGGCUAAGUUAAAGACUAAAAUGAAUACUAAGAUUAAGGUUAAGAUGAUGACUAAAAUGAGGAUUAAAAUGAGGACUAGGUUUAACACUAAAAUGAAGACUAAGUUGAAGAUUAAAAUGAAGACCAAGAUGAAAACUGAGAUGAAGAUUAAGAUGAGGACUAAGGUAAAGACUAAGAUGAAGACUAAGAUGAAGACUAAGAUGAAGACUAAGAUAAAGACUAAGAAGAAGACUAGAAUGAUGACUAACAAUAUGACUAAAAUGAAGAUGAAGACUAAGAUCACCACUAGGAUGAACACUACGAUGGAGACUGCAAUGAAGGCUAAGAUGAAGACUAAUAUAAAGACUAAGAUGAAGACUAAUAUAAAGACUAAGAUAAUGGCUAAGAUAAGGACUAAGAUAAAGACUAAGAUGAAGGCUAAAAUGAAGACUAAAAUGAAGACUAAGAUGAAAACUGAGAUGAAGAUUAAGAUGAGGAGUUAG
Molecule: messenger RNA, 1335 nt
Organism: Zophobas morio
Lineage: Eukaryota; Metazoa; Arthropoda; Insecta; Coleoptera; Tenebrionidae
Exons: 1
Coding region: 1-1335 (444 amino acids)
Source: RefSeq, a predicted model, not a curated record